Messenger RNA from Protopolystoma xenopodis, 231 nucleotides. The record is from the annotation of a GenBank genome assembly. NCBI's taxonomy places the organism in Eukaryota, Metazoa, Platyhelminthes, Monogenea, Polystomatidea, Polystomatidae.
AUGAAUUUGGCCAGAGACGUUGAGGCUAGGCUAAGAAGAAGACGUCAGGCGAGCUUGGAGCCAAAUGAGGCUGAGAUCAACGAGCUCGAGAGGCGGCGUCGCAACUACCGCCAUGAGUUUCAUGAUGAGCUAGAGCCUCUGACUCCCGAAAAAACUUAUGAUUUACAAAAGUUGGUUGAUGUUCAGCUUAUAGUAUAUCGCGCAAACUUGCCUACUAUUAUCUUAUCUUAA